AUGACUGAGCUGCAGGCAACUAUUCGAUCGAAAUACUCUGGCAUCAUCGGAUACCAGUCCCGGCUCAAGCCCUAUUUAGCCACACAGCUCAAAGAUGCCGCCAAGGGCAAAGUGGUCCUUAUAACCGGGGCCGGUCGUGGUAUCGGUCAGGCGACGGCAAAAGCAUUUGCAGAAGCAUCUGCUUCGAGUCUCAUCCUGUGCGCGCUGGAAGACUCUGAGCUUAAAGAAACUGAGGUCAUGAUCAGAUCCAUUCGACAAAACAUCAAGAUAUUCAGCAGGGCACUGGAUGUAAGCAAGGAAAGCAGUGUGUCUGCUUUUGUUGCCGAUGCAGCGGCUUGGGCAGGAGGCAGCAUUGACGUGCUAUGUUGUGUUGCUGGUGUUGCUCCACCAAUGCAGGCAGUCACGGAAAGUGAGCCAUCGCGUUGGUGGAGGGGAGUGGAAAUCAACGUCUAUGGUGUUUACCUAUUCACACGUUUCGUCCUGCCGAUGAUGCGAGAGAAGAAAGAGGGCCGUGUCAUCAUUUUUUCGUCUUUGAUCAUCACUGGAAAACACCAAAACUCAUCCAGCUAUUCAGUGGGGAAGAUGGCUGUUGCUCACUUGGGCGAAUUGAUCCACGAGGAAUUACACGCAGAGGGCAUCUGUGUGUUUUCCAUCCACCCUGGUGGCAUUUUGACUCGACUGCUCACUGAUAUGGAGGAUAAUGAAAAGGGUGAGUGGGCCGCCAGGGCGUCGAAGGUAAUCCGACCUAUGUUGAAAGAUGACAUCUCACUGCCAGGCAACAGUUGCGUGUUCCUGGCCACUGGGAAGCUCGACUUCAUGAGCGGCAGGUUUAUUGAUUUCACUAUGGGCAUGGACCAACUGCUGGAAAACCGGGAGGCCAUUGAGCAGCACGAUCUAUUCAAGAUCGGGGUAGGCGCCAACUGGGACUCGGCUGGUGGAAUACAACUUUUUAAGUAUCAGUAG
Messenger RNA from Bipolaris maydis ATCC 48331, 963 nucleotides. NCBI's taxonomy places the organism in Eukaryota, Fungi, Ascomycota, Dothideomycetes, Pleosporales, Pleosporaceae. The record is from RefSeq and is a predicted model, not a curated record.